Paramormyrops kingsleyae is the source of this 2687-nucleotide messenger RNA. It is a transcript of the gene cbx6a, whose product is annotated as chromobox homolog 6a. The record is from RefSeq and is a predicted model, not a curated record. NCBI's taxonomy places the organism in Eukaryota, Metazoa, Chordata, Actinopteri, Osteoglossiformes, Mormyridae. Gene Ontology annotation, molecular function: chromatin binding. Gene Ontology annotation, biological process: negative regulation of transcription by RNA polymerase II. Gene Ontology annotation, cellular component: PRC1 complex; chromatin.
GUAUGCGCCGUCCGUGGUAGGAACCCGCCAUUAUACCUCAGAAGAAGAAAAACAUGGAGCUAUCAGCGGUCGGGGAUCGCAUUUUCGCCGCGGAAUCCAUAAUAAAACGCCGCGUCCGAAAGGGUCGCAUUGAAUAUCUUGUGAAGUGGAAAGGAUGGGCGAUCAAAUACAGCACAUGGGAGCCAGAGGAAAAUAUUUUGGAUGGGCGUCUCAUUGCGGGUUUCGAGCAGAAAGAACGAGAGAGGGAACUUUAUGGGCCAAAGAAAAGGGGACCUAAACCUAAAAACUUCGUUCUUAAGGCGCGAGCCCAGGCAGCAGAGACCCGCGGUCCAAGCAGAGUCCCCGACGUUCGCCUCCGCCAGUCCACCGGCUCCUCCUCCAGGCCUUCCACUUCUUCAGCUCCCUCCUCAUCCAUGUCGUCGUCCUCUACCUCCUCCUCUUCCUCAGCCCCCACUCCCAAACUCCAUUCCGGGGCGGCCUCUCACAAACUGAAGAAGGAUAUCCGCCGCUGCCACCGUAUGUCCCGCCGGCCGCUGCCCCGCCCUGACCCGCUGGCCUCUGGCUCCGCUGGCGGCCCCUUCCCAUCGCGCCCCCCCGUCUCACCUUUCUCGGAGACAGUCCGUAUCCUGAACCGCAAGGUCAAGCCCCGCGAGACCAAACGGGGCCGUAUCAUACUCAACCUCAAGGUCAUCGACAAGACACCGCAGCCUCCGACCUCCAGGGGGCGCCCUAACAUCCCGUCCCGGAACCGCAUCAUCGGGAAACGGCUGAAUGAGGUCUCCUACAGGGGCCUCCAGCCACCCGUGAAGCUGCCGGGAUUCCCCAUGUACGGGAAGCCGUUUGGCGUGCAGCAGGUCAGCUCCGACGUAGGCCGCCUGCGUGCCGGGACUGGUAACAGUACUAGGAGUUGUGGCGGAGCUGGGAAUAGUGGUCCUGGUUCCUCCAACCGUAAUUCAGCCUCCGAAACCCAUGGUGGCACGGCUGAGCCGCCUGUGUCGCAGUACCAGGCUCCGCCCUCACCAUCUAGCUCCGGAGGUGUGGACAGCAGCCCUCCCUCCCCGGGCCAGGCCCCGCCCACCCCCAGCGAGGCUCCGCCUCAGUCCCUGCACGUGUCAGCGGCCUCAGCUUCUCCUCCCAAACUGAGCCCUCAAGCCUCAUCCGAGCCUGAGGACGCCCUGGGGCUGCAGCCCGGCCCCCAGCCCGCUUCCUACCUGCCCUCCUGCCCCUCCCCAUCUUCCUCACCGUCGUCAUCAGAGGAUGAUGAUGAGGCGGCCGUGGAUCUUUCCGCGCCUCGUAUCACCAAGCGCCGGCCCAGGGGACGACCACAGCGCAGGCGUCGCCCCAACAGGGCCACGGCCCCGGGCACCUCGUCCCCGGACCCCGACAGCAGCCCCCCCCUCCUUUCCCCCGAGCCCCCGAGGGCCGUCCUAGAGGGGGACCCCGACUGGCACCCCGAAAUGGCCCCGUGCUGUGCCGACGUGGUCGUCACCGACGUCACCACGAACCUCCUCACUGUCACCAUCAAGGAGUUCUGUCGUCCGCCGGAGUUGGACAAAUCUGGGCCGGCCUCCCCCUCCUCUGGGGCCACGGCCCCGCCGUCACCCACUCCAUCAACCCCCCACCCGAAACCGUGAACUCGGGGUGGGGGGGAAGAGGGGGGACAGGGCACGACGCCCAUUACCUAAGCCUUCCAUUCCUCUAAUCCUAUAGCUUCACCCCUCUUAAUUAAGCCCUAAUAAGCUGAUUUAACAGAGGUACUGUAUUUAAUAUUAUAUAUAUAUAUUUUAAAAGUAAGUCUCAAUAUGCAGUGAGUUCGUAAACAGGACUUUCCUGGUCUCCAGUAUACUGUGUGUUAUCCGUCGCAACGUGACCUGUGCCGAUCUUUCCUGCACGGUGACCCUGGGCUUGUAGCUUCCUGUCACGGUUCCAUGCAGCGUUGGGUGGGUGGGCAGGUCCAUUCCAGAUGACGGCCAGCCUGCUCCUGGCUUCCCAUUAGCUUCACGGCUUGGAACAUGAAGGCGCUCCCUGCUUUGCCACACGCACGCACACGCAAAACACACACACGGGCGUGUAUAAAUGCGUAUUUAUGUGUGCACAAUUGUUUACACUGAGAAACCAGCGUUCUGGCGGUUGUUUCCCCUUCCCAUUGUACCACGGUGACCCAAAACCGGCCCUCCUCUGUACAUAGGCCUCUCGGACUGUGUCGCGUGUGUGAUGCUUGUCAUGUUCCUUAAGCAGGUCUCACAUAUACUAUGAACUGUGUAACCCGUAAAUCUAUAGGAUGGAACCAUGUCACGUUUCGUGUAACUGUGUAAUUUAACUCCAGUAACCCUAUAAGAAGUACCAGUUUGAAGCUCGGUGUUUGUGACCCGCAGGAUCCGGCUCUGGCGGACGGUCCUCGCGGUAGAAGCCUCGGAUUGCAUGACAUAUUUAUAGUACUACUCGCGUGUCCUGUGUUGCUGCUGCUGCUGUUGUUGUUGUUGUUUUGUUUUCUUUUGUAUUAUUAUUUUUUUAAUCACGUGUUCAUUCCUUGAGCAUAAUGAAGAUAUAUAUGAACAUGUAAAGUCGAAUUUAAGUGCGAAGGACCGGAGCGGAGCGACGCAGGUUUUGUAGCUGACAAACGUUUGUGUUGCACACGCUGCUAUUUUGUUUCGAUUUGCCAUAAACUUGCACGAUCAUGAGAAAGA